ACGCAAAAAUGUAUUUGUUUAAAAGCUGACAAAUUAUUCUGGUAUCGAACUAGUCAGGAGAAAAGGGGGCUGUCUUUCGGAAAGUGAUUGCAAUUUGUUUCUUGGACCUGCCCAAAGGUUAAUAGCGAUUCGAUGCUUGGAAAGUGGAAUUGACAUUUCAGUGAUAUUACUGUUCGAACGAUAUGGAGUCACACUGCAAUGGAACCGUCAUGGUUUUCCUGUCCAGCGCGUUAAUCCUUCUCGGAAUCCUCGUUUGGAAGCAACAUCAAAAGAGGGCUGCUUCUUACGGAAGAUACAGCUUGAAAUCGUCUACGACCAAAAUCCUAAUCCCGGCUAAUGUGGGUUGGUUCGUUCAGGAAUUGCCUUCGUUUGCUGUACCGGUUCUGUUAAUUUAUCAGUCGGGCGACCUAGAUAACUUGGGGAGUAAACUGCUGCUGUGCUUGUUCUGUGGGCACUAUUUUAGGGUAUUUAUUUAUGGAUGUUUCACCAGAGGACAAGUUGUUGAAAUCUUCUUUGUUUUGAAAUGUUUUGUAUUUUGUGCUUUGAAUGGGUAUCUUCAAGGACACAACUUGAUCUACUGUACCAAGUAUAAUAGCUGGACCACUGACUUCAGAUUUUUGUUUGGGAUGAUGCUAUUCUUACUAGGAAUGGCUUUCAAUAUCCAUAGUGAUCAUUUGUUACGGAAGUUGAGAAAACCUGGAGACACAAGUUACAAGAUUCCUAAAGGAGGAUUAUUUGAAUAUGUUUCUGCAGCAAACUACUUUGGUGAAAUUGUGGAGUGGUUUGGUUAUUCCAUUGCCACUUGGACCUUCCCAGCCUUUGCUUUUGCCAUUUUCACAACCCUAUCCUUAGGAUCUCGUGCUAUUUAUCAUCACAGGUUUUAUGUGGAGAAGUUCCAGGACUAUCCAAAAUCUAGGAAGAUUUUAAUUCCCUUUUUAUUUUGAAGCAACAAUGUUAAAGCUCAAACAGACUUCAGUUAUUCUAUUGCAGAUUGCAAAAAUUAAUCUACUUAAUUCAAAACCAUAUUUUGAUUAUUAAGAGCUUUGCUAGAAAUAAGAUUUUCAGCAAUGUAUUUACUAAUGACCUAACUUAACAUUAUAAAUGAACUCAAGGUUUGUGUAAAGAUUUGUAGCUUGGGUUCCAGUUGUAGUUGUUAUGGCUAUGUUCGCCAAGCUGGGAAUUUGGUUUGCACAUGUUUUGCCUCCUCUCUAGGUGACAUCCUCAGUGUUGUGGAGCUUCCUGUGAAGUGCUGUUGUGUUGGUUGGAAUUUAUUUGGUUUUAU
Messenger RNA from Chiloscyllium plagiosum (whitespotted bambooshark), 1282 nucleotides. The record is from RefSeq and is a predicted model, not a curated record. NCBI's taxonomy places the organism in Eukaryota, Metazoa, Chordata, Chondrichthyes, Orectolobiformes, Hemiscylliidae.